This is a messenger RNA of Caenorhabditis auriculariae, 515 nucleotides long. The record is from the annotation of a GenBank genome assembly. Lineage: Eukaryota; Metazoa; Nematoda; Chromadorea; Rhabditida; Rhabditidae.
AUGAUCAUAAAGUUGGAGUUUUGAAGCUAUUUCCUGUAAAAUAUCGAUUCUAGCAACUGUUCGGAGUGUCGGAACAGCUUGGAAGAAGAAGCUGUAAACGCUGUCCGUGAAUUGGAGUACGCAGUGAAGACAGUUUGCAUCUCCGAACUUCUCCCACGAACUGCCCAGUUGCUUUUUCUCAACCUCACAACUUUAGAAGGCCAAACCUAUUGUAUAGAGCUCACAGGUUAGCAAUUGAAAAAGGGUCGCUUUUCCAUCGUUUUUUUUCAGAAAGAGGAUGGCGAAUCGCGAGUAAUCGACAAGACUGUAUGAACGGAGAUUUCCGUCAGCUUGCUAUGUAUACGCAAUAUUUUGAAACUCUUUAUGCUUUAUUGGAUACUAUUUCCCCGUUAUACAGGUAUUUUUUUUCAAGCUAAAAUCUAUUUUAUGCCUACUUUUGCAGAGAAAAGUUUAGCGAAAGUUUGAGUGCUCGUCUUAAUUCGUUGGCCGCCACGCAGAAACCCGCCCAAGAAUGA